Tachysurus vachellii is the source of this 788-nucleotide messenger RNA. Its product is annotated as thy-1 membrane glycoprotein-like. The record is from RefSeq and is a predicted model, not a curated record. NCBI's taxonomy places the organism in Eukaryota, Metazoa, Chordata, Actinopteri, Siluriformes, Bagridae. The transcript has 4 exons. The coding region runs from base 117 to 647 and encodes 176 amino acids.
GCACUGCAGCAUAGAAACCUCCAGACUGAUCAGAGAUCUGCUGCUGAACACAGCUCUACACAACCUUUCUCUGUUUAUUCAGAGCUCAUUGCCCUUGGAGGAAGACAGCUGGAAAGAUGAGGCUGCUGAAAGGAGAGCUACCAACAAAGCUACUUGUGUGGACUGUUACUCUGUCAGUUUUAAUGAAUCCUAUUCUUACUGAUGAUAACGAUGAUGAUGAAGAUGACGAUGACAACGAUGAUGAAGAAAUGACUGUGUGUCAGGAGGAAGAUCAUGACCUUAGAGUGACCUGCCCGCUGCGGCCUAAACCAAACUACCACACUGAGUUCGAGUUCUCCAUGUCCAAGGGCAGACGAGAAGUCAUCGUUAACACCAAUGUCUCUGGGACGAUGCCUGAUUCAAGCUUCAGGCAUAACACUUAUGUGGAAGAGCUGGAUCCGUAUGGGUUCAAACUGAUCAUAAUGAGCUUCACCCUAACAGAGAACACAACAUUCAUAUGCAGAGUGACAAAUGAAGACAUGAGACUGUUUGUUGACGUGGAUGCCCUGCAGCACUGCUCUGCGAUCUGUGUGUUUCUUCAGAGUUACCCCUGGCUGCUGAGUCUCCUGCUUCCUCUCUGUAUUCUUCAGACACUGGAGGCCCUUUAAGCAUCACUCUGAAGCUCUGCUGCCCUCUGCCAAUAUAUCAGUGUGUCAGUUUCUCAGUGUCAUAUCAGUGAUGAAAGCCGAUCAUUAUAAUGCUCUGUAAUUUUACAGCACUAUUUUAGAUAUGUAAAGUAAGUGCCAAUA